AUGGAAGAAAUGACCAAGUUGAAUAAAACUACAGGGAGUCAGGUGACUGAAUUCAUUCUCAUGGGCCUCACAAACCGUCCUGAGCUUCAGGGUCCCUUGUUUGUUUUAUUUUUAUUCAACUACAUGACCACUGCUCUGGGAAACCUGGGUUUGAUCUUCCUAACUAGUGUUGAUCCCCAUCUACAAACCCCCAUGUACUUCUUUCUCAGACAUCUGGCAUAUGCUGAUCUUGGUUAUGCCACAGUCAUUGGUCCAAAAAUGCUAGCCAGUUUCAUAGUGGAGAAAAACACAAUUUCCUACAAUGAAUGUGCAACACAGCUAGUUUUCUUUGGGAUAUUUAUCACCAGUGAACUAUUUAUCCUUUCAGCCAUGGCCUAUGACCGCUAUGUGGCUAUCUGUAAGCCCCUCCUCUAUAUGGUCAUUAUGUCAAACAGGGUAUGUUGGGUCUUGGUGUCUGUCUCGUACCUCUACAGCAUCAUGGUAUCCCUAUUGGUCACAGUUAAGAUUUUUAAUUCAUCCUUCUGUGAAUCAAAUGUAAUAAGACAUUUCUAUUGUGAUAGUAUCCCUCCUUUGUACAUUAUCUGCUCAGAUAUAAGUGAGAUUAAAUUAAUCAUUAUGAUCUUUUCUGCAAUUAAUUUAGUUUCGUCACUCUCAGUUGUCCUUGUCUCUUACAUGCUCAUUCUUGUCGCUAUCCUCAGGAUGAAUUCUGCUGAGGGUAGGCACAAAGCCUUCUCAACAUGUGGCUCUCAUCUCACAGUGGUGAUUGUGUUCUAUGGGACACUUCUCUUCAUGUACCUGCAGCCUCAGUCUAGCCAUUCCUUUGAUACAAACAAGAUUUCCUCUGUGUUUUAUACCCUUGUCAUCCCAAUGCUCAACCCUUUGAUCUAUAGUUUAAGGAACAAAGAGGUAAAGGGUGCCUUGAAAAGGGUCCUUAAGAAACUGAUAUAA
Molecule: messenger RNA, 948 nt
Organism: Dromiciops gliroides (monito del monte)
Lineage: Eukaryota; Metazoa; Chordata; Mammalia; Microbiotheria; Microbiotheriidae
Product: olfactory receptor 8K1-like
Exons: 1
Coding region: 1-948 (315 amino acids)
Biological process (GO): G protein-coupled receptor signaling pathway; sensory perception of smell
Cellular component (GO): membrane
Molecular function (GO): olfactory receptor activity; G protein-coupled receptor activity; odorant binding
Source: RefSeq, a predicted model, not a curated record